This is a messenger RNA of Fraxinus pennsylvanica, 396 nucleotides long. The record is from the annotation of a GenBank genome assembly. Lineage: Eukaryota; Viridiplantae; Streptophyta; Magnoliopsida; Lamiales; Oleaceae.
AUGCGCAGGGUGCAGAAGGCAGAUCAGAUCACCUUCAGAAAAACCUGUGAAGUUGAAGAUGAAAAUGAAGAUCCAAGGAUAUUUGAUAAAUCGAAAGACAGUAACCAAGAAACAAACACCAUCAAGAUUGGUAUCAUUCUCGACACAAAAUCAUGGGUGGGGAAGGUUGUCCACAGCUGCAUUACUAUUGCAAUUUCAGACUUUUACAUGCUCAAUGAACAGUACAAAACAAGGAUUGCUCUUGAAACAAGAGACUCAAGAGGAGAACCUUCUGAUUUUAUAGCUUCUGAGUCAAGUAACGCAAAUCAUAGCAUAGGAUGCCAACAUGUUCCAUCUCUACCUCGUGUUGCCUCGUCUCAAAUGAGCAUGGAUUCCCGCCUCAGAAACUUGGGAUAA